GAUCUGCUGCUUCUGGAGCUGGAGCUGGAGAGCAAACGCAGGGCUCGGGAGAGGAGGAAGAAACAGAGGCUGAUGGAGGCGCAGACGCACCGAGGAACCAUCAGAGCUGUGAUGAUGAAUGAUAAUCCGCAAACGGAAGACCUAGAUGAGAGGAAUCUCUUCUCCAGAGGUUCACAUCGUCUCCCGGAGCUGAGACUUGUUCUGCUGGGAGAGAGGGAGACGGGAAAAAGCUCUGCCGGGAACGCCGUCCUCGGUGGAGCGGAAUACUUUCAAAGCGGAGAGGCCACUGAGGAGUGUUCGAGACAACAGACGGAGGUUUCUAACAGACUGGUGACGGUGGUGGAUGUGCCCGGAUGGGAGGGUGAACCUGGAGGAUUAACUCCAGAGAGAGUGAAGCGAGAGAUUGGACUUAGCGUCACGCUUUGUCCUCCUGGACCUCAUGCAUUUCUACUGGCACUGAGAGUGGACGCAAUCAUCCAAGCGCAGGCGGUGCGGGAGCACUUGGAGCUUUUGGGAGAGGCAGUUUGGAGACACACCAUUCUUUUGUUCACGAGAGGUGACCAGCUACGAGAGGGAGUCAGCAUCGAGCAGCACAUCCAAGGAGGAGGAAAGGAUCUUCGCUGGUUGGUGGAACGAUGUUCAAACAGAUUUCACGUUAUCAGCAGCAUCGCUUGCUUGGAAUCUCGGAAUUCCAAAACUCAGAUCACGGAACUUCUGGAGAAGAUUGAGAAGAUGGUGGCGGCAAAUCGCUGCGAGGCAUUCUCGCCACUGGUGCAUGAGAUUCUAGAGUUAGGAAAACUAAAGAAUGAGAAAUUCCAGCUGAAGGUCAAGGAGUUCAGUGAUAAGCUUCAACGGCAGGAGGAGGAACUGAAGAAGAUGAAGGAACGAGAGGUCAAGAGCAUUCGGUGGUUUUUCGAGAGACGCAAAAAAGACAAAGUGCAAUCUCCAGGGAAGGCUGAGAGGGAAGAGGCGCCGUAUCGAGGUGAAGAUGACAGGAGAAGCGUGAUGGGCGAGCUGGAAGAGAGGAUGGUGUGGUUGACCGAAGACAAGGAGAGAGAGUUACAAGAGCUGAGCACAGAAAUGAGCAAAGUCACGGUGAAGCUCCAUCAGGGACAUAAAGAGAAAGAGCAACUGCUGAUGAGAUUAAAGGAACGAGAGCGAGAGGGAGAAGAACUUAAAGAAAAAGUGGAGGAGCUUCAGAUGAAGCUGCUGGAAAUGGAGAGCAUGGGUGCCGUCAAAGAGCAAGAGAGGAAAGAGAAAGAGGCUGAGAUUCAGCACGCACACUUGCACGAGAAGAAUGAACUUCAAAACAAACUGCUGGAAGCUGAGAAAGAGAAUGACAGGAUGAGAGGAAAGGUUGAAGAAACUGAAAAAGAGAUGGAUGCAUCACAGCGUAGGUAUGAAGAAGAGGUUGUCUGGCAUAAGCAAGAGAUGGAGAAGAAACUGAAAGAAAGAGACAAUGAAGCUGAAAACAUCUUAAGAGAAAUCGAGAGGGUGAAACUGAACGCUGAGAGCAGAGAAAGAGAACAAAGAGAGAGAUUCAGUGAACAAGUAGAGAAGAGAGAGAAAGAGAUGGACAAGCUGAGAGAGGUGAUAGAGAUGAUGACCAAAGAGAUGGAGCAGCUUCGUAUGUCCUAUCAGGAGCAAGUGAAAACAACAGAAGCUGAGAGAGAAAUGCACAGAGGAACCGUUGAGAAAUACAACACACUCAUUGAUAAACUGGUGGGUAAAGAUGAGGAAAUAGAGCGAACGAUGAGAGAAAAAGAAAAGGAGCUGCAUCGAAAUGCUGAAACGCAAGAGAAACUUCAGCAAAAAGAUGAGGAAAUAAUCAAACUAAGACAAAGAGAUCAGGAAAAGUGCAAGAAAUUGAGACACUGA
Messenger RNA from Puntigrus tetrazona (Sumatra barb), 1878 nucleotides. Its product is annotated as immune-associated nucleotide-binding protein 13-like. The coding region runs from base 73 to 1878 and encodes 601 amino acids. Lineage: Eukaryota; Metazoa; Chordata; Actinopteri; Cypriniformes; Cyprinidae. Gene Ontology annotation, molecular function: GTP binding. The transcript has 2 exons. The record is from RefSeq and is a predicted model, not a curated record.